Molecule: messenger RNA, 1488 nt
Organism: Cladophialophora yegresii CBS 114405
Lineage: Eukaryota; Fungi; Ascomycota; Eurotiomycetes; Chaetothyriales; Herpotrichiellaceae
Exons: 1
Coding region: 1-1488 (495 amino acids)
Biological process (GO): mitochondrial magnesium ion transmembrane transport
Cellular component (GO): mitochondrial inner membrane
Molecular function (GO): magnesium ion transmembrane transporter activity
Source: RefSeq, a predicted model, not a curated record
AUGACGAUUGCUUCUUCGACGCUCAGGGGUCUGGGCUUGAGCUGGAGCCCGCCCUCGUCCUUGUCUCUGCUCCUGCCUUUGGUCGAUAAAUACUCCUGGGGCUCCCGACCUUUAUGCACCCAGGUCCAGGUCCAGCGGCCUCACACUCGUACCUUAUUGUCAAGUAAGAUUCGAGACGGCCCUGGACUGGUCCGUGUAGAUCCACGACGGCCUUCAUCCCCGCGAACCCUUGCGCCGCCACGAUGGCCCUCGUCGCUGUCGUGGAGCCGAGCAGCAUCCACGCAGAGACUCACCACAGACCAGGACACGCGCCUGGUGGACUCGGCGCUCGACGCCAAGACCGGCAAGAUCACAUGCGUCUACUUCGACAAGUCCGGCCGCGUGGACCGCGAGCACAGAAAGAAACCCCUACAGCUUACAAAGGCGGAGAUCGCGGCCCAGUUCGAGCUCCGCCACCGCGACCUGCGGGACAUUGAUCUGCGGAGCGAGGGUGUCACGCGCAUCCUCGUCCGCCCGUCGACCAUCCUGCUGCAGUUCUUCCAACUCUGCAUGAUCGUGCAGGCCGACGAAGCGCUCCUUAUCAACAACGCUGCCGCGGUAGGGACGAAAGCAGAUCCGAACGAAGACGACGAUAGCCUCGACGCCGACAUUGGCAAUGUGGCGGCAGAGAAAGAACGCGACUCUGCCCACGACAAAGCCCAGGCCCAAACCCGCCAGCAGCAGCAGCAGCAGUUCUACAACGACUUCGAGCAGCGCAUGGCCGCCCCGACGGCCGAGAUGGCCGACAUUCCCGAACUGCCGUACGAGUUGCGCGCCGUCGAGGCCGCGCUCGUGGCCGUCCUGACAUCACUGCGCGGGGACUUUGUGACCGCGCGCCAGCAGGCCGAAGAGGCGGCGCGCAGCCUGCGCCUCGACUCGGGCGCCGGCUCCAUCGGGCUGGACCGCGUCUUCGAGCGGACCCGGGCGCUCUCCAAGAUCGAACAAAAGGCCCGCCUGGUGCGCGACACGAUCCGCGACGUCCUCGACGCGGACGACGACCUGGCGGGCAUGUACCUGACGGACCGGCGUGCCGGGAAGCCGCACGACGUCUCGGACCACCAAGAGGCCGAGUACAUGCUCGAGGCGUACCACAAGGCGGCCGACACGCUGGUCGAGGCGGCGCAGGCCGUGAUCGACAUUCUGCGCAAGAAGGAGAACACGUUCCGCUCGUCGCUGGCCGUGCAGCGCAACCAGAUCAUGUUCCUCGAGGCCAGGAUCGCCAUCCACACGCUCGGCCUCGCGGCGGGCACCAUGGUCGCCGGCCUGUUCGGCAUGAACCUGGUCAACUAUCUCGAGGAGGCGCCGUACGGGUUCUUCUACAUCACGGGCGUGUGCAUCGUGCUGAGCUCGCUGUUCUCCAUGUACGGCAUGCGGAGCUAUUGGCGCAUUCAGAGCCUCAAGGGCAUCCAGCGGUCGAAGGCGGGUGGUCUUGGGCGGCGUCGGUGGUGA